CACGGCGCAGCCCAGUCUCAACUCAAGAGUUGGGAUAAGGUCAUAUCGGACUACUGCCUGCGUCUUCUAUCCAUUUCCCCUCUCUUUCGUCUCUCCCAGUCCCAACUCUUCUUCUUGCUGCUAAGUGCUAACACCCUCUUCCCGAUUCUCCAAAAUCUCGCCCUUCCCAUUUGAAUGAAACAGAAAUCCCUCCACUGAAAUCAGAGAUGCCAAUCACAGCUCCAACAUCUCUCGCCCAUGGCGGCUGCCGCUACUACCACCACAGCUCUCCCACUACCACGCCGUCGCUUCCCCUUGCUAAAUUCUCUUCCCUCUCUUUGAAGUGCAAUUUCCUCUCCAAAACCCCGCUAAUAUCCCACCCGGCGACGACCCAAUUCCAUCUCCCCAUCACCUCCACCAGGAACAGGAAAUUGGGCCUCUCCGUCGUAGCAAUGAGCUUCGACGCCGGCGUGGGCGUGAUGGGGACCAAGCUCGGAAUGAUGAGUUUCUUCGAGCCCGACGGCGUGGUGGUUCCGGUCACGGUGGUCGGGUUCCGAGAAGGCAACAUUGUGACCCAGAUUAAGACCGAUUCGACCGACGGGUAUGAUGCGGUUCAGGUGGGUUAUCGUAGGGUUAGGGAUAGGAAGCUGACGAAACCUGAGAUGGGUCAUUUGGAGAAGGCUGGGGUUAUACCCAUGAGGCAUUUGCAGGAGUUUAGGCUGCAGACUAUUGAUGGGUUUGAAGUUGGGCAGAAGUUGACUUUCGAGGAGCUCUUUAAGGAAGGGGAUUUCGUUGAUGUCUCUGGAAUCACCAUUGGCAAAGGGUUUCAAGGUGGUAUCAAGAGACACAACUUCAAGAGAGGACUGAUGACUCAUGGUUCCAAGAGUCACAGAGCUCUGGGGUCCAUUGGUGCUGGAACUACACCAGGUCGAGUGUACAAAGGGAAGAAGAUGCCUGGCAGGAUGGGAGGAACCAAGACCAAGAUCAGAAAGCUCAAGGUGGUCAAAGUUGACAGCGAUCUCGGGGUAGUGAUGAUCAAAGGUGCCCUGCCGGGUAAGCCUGGCAAUCUUCUGCGCUUCGCUCCUGCUAAGAUAGUUGGCAAGAACAUACCCAAGAACUAGCCAGCCAUCUCCCUCUCUCUCUGGUGUCACUCAACUGUAGUAGUCGCAAUUUUUGUAUCAUGUAAAAGUCAUCAUUGUGUUUUGACAUUGUUCAUCCUUGGACAGUUUUUAGCCUGAUGGUCGCUGCCUAUGUCGAGUAUUGUCCAUGGCUAAUGCAAAAUUGCAUAUGAUGCUGUAGUUCUGUUAUGUGCGUCCGCAAAUAGUUGAGUAAGAGGUAGCGGUGCGACGAUAUGGACAGUCGUCACACGGCAAGCAAAUGCAUAGUUUGGGAAACCGGCCUAAUUGCCUAAAACUUUCGGAUCUCCAGUAGGAUUGCUCUAAAACAUGAGCAUCUGCCUGGUAUAACAAAUGAUAUGAUGUAGUAUAUAGUAAGCAAAUAAUAAAAUUA
Molecule: messenger RNA, 1488 nt
Organism: Linum tenue
Lineage: Eukaryota; Viridiplantae; Streptophyta; Magnoliopsida; Malpighiales; Linaceae
Source: the annotation of a GenBank genome assembly